Molecule: messenger RNA, 1672 nt
Organism: Synchiropus splendidus (mandarinfish)
Lineage: Eukaryota; Metazoa; Chordata; Actinopteri; Syngnathiformes; Callionymidae
Product: ras-related protein Rap-1b
Exons: 8
Coding region: 405-959 (184 amino acids)
Biological process (GO): negative regulation of synaptic vesicle exocytosis; Rap protein signal transduction; cellular response to cAMP
Cellular component (GO): plasma membrane
Molecular function (GO): GDP binding; GTPase activity; GTP binding
Source: RefSeq, a predicted model, not a curated record
AAUUUCUUCUAGUUCUGUUAUCACUCAUGUGUAUGAAAGCCCUGAACGAAGCAGAAUACAUCCCGGUACCGGGUAGCGAGUCAGAGCGAGGGUGGAGGCAGGCCGGUGCCAGGCUGGGUUGGGUUUGCGGAAGCGACCGGCGGACAGACGGACCGAGACAGACAGACAGUGGCAGAUAGACCUGAUGUUCAUGGCAAUGUUGAUAUUUGACGCAAAGCGACGAUAUGUCGGUGGCUGUCUGACUGUAGCCGAGGUUCCGGGGUACGCUAGCUAGCACUUAGUCUCUCCAGUUCCGCUAACACCCAUGGCAGCGGGGCCUUCUGGCGGAGGAAGCCGGGAAAAGUGAUCCAAGUCGGCUUGUGAGCACCCGCCACUGGGGGACAGAGCGGAAACAGACUGCCAGGAUGCGUGAAUACAAACUGGUUGUUUUGGGAUCAGGAGGAGUCGGCAAGUCUGCACUGACUGUCCAGUUUGUUCAGGGAAUCUUUGUGGAGAAAUAUGAUCCAACGAUAGAGGACUCCUACAGGAAGCAAGUGGAGGUGGAUGGACAACAGUGUAUGUUGGAGAUCCUAGACACAGCAGGAACAGAACAGUUCACUGCCAUGCGUGACCUCUACAUGAAGAAUGGGCAGGGCUUCGCGCUGGUUUACUCCAUCACCGCUCAGUCCACCUUCAAUGACCUUCAGGACCUUAGAGAGCAGAUCUUGAGAGUGAAGGAUACAGAGGAUGUUCCAAUGAUCCUGGUGGGAAACAAAUGUGAUUUGGAGGUGGAACGUGUGGUGGCCAAAGAGUCUGGUACAGGCCUCGCUCGCCAAUGGAACUCCUGUGCCUUCCUGGAGACUUCCGCAAAGAGCAAGAUCAACGUCAAUGAGAUUUUCUACGACCUGGUGCGACAGAUUAACAGGAAGAGUCCAGUUCCAGGAAAACCCCGUAAAAAGUCCACCUGUCAGCUUCUGUAAUGAUGUUCUCUGCUCACCUGACCAACAACCAACUAAUCACAGGACAUCUUCCAACCUGCCAUGUCCCUUUAACACGUGUCGUCCUCAGCAUUGUCCAACCCGCACCACACUGUCUGACGGAGACUGUUGCCUUGGAGACAAACAUCAAAAUACCGUGGUGGCGAGGAUGAUGAAGAUGUCAAUGAAGAGGUUAAAGGAAUGGCAGCUGCCCAAUCAACUGCGCAACUAGUCGUGGUCAACGCUCGGCCAUCUCUGCUUUUAUUUUAAGAUGUUUCUUUCCUUUUCUUUUACUAAUUUUUAGCUGCGCCGAGCCGGUCACGCCUCUAUACUGUACGCCAGCUAAUAUGGUGUGUGGCUCUGGUCGAACCUGUGGAUCCAUACAGUGAUUAUUAUUAUUACAGUGAUAAUUAUUAUGUGAAAAAAUAUAAAAUCAUUUAAUACUUCGAUUUUUUUUUUUUUUUUUUUUUUUUUUUUUUUUUUUUCUCCCCCCAUUUUGUUUUUCUGUGGGGCAUUGGAGAGGGUAGUCAAAGGGGUUUCGGAAAUGCAGCAGACCCUUGGGUCAACUCACUGUGACACAAGCGAGCUUAAGUUCUAACAGUUUCUUGUCAAUGUGCUCUGUGUGAGGUGAAUGGAGACAUUUCUGUUCUCACCUGGUUGCUCAAGCUGCUACUUAACCAUCAAGAGUUUUUUUUUUUUUUUUUUUUUUUUUUUAA